Triticum aestivum (bread wheat) is the source of this 2109-nucleotide messenger RNA. RefSeq names its product helicase sen1. Gene Ontology annotation, molecular function: helicase activity. The coding region runs from base 16 to 2109 and encodes 697 amino acids. NCBI's taxonomy places the organism in Eukaryota, Viridiplantae, Streptophyta, Magnoliopsida, Poales, Poaceae. The record is from RefSeq and is a predicted model, not a curated record. The transcript is spliced from 6 exons.
GACUGUGUUUCAGCAAUGGAGCAGCAGGGUACAUAUCCGGUGCGUCUGAUAUGGGGGCCUCCCGGCACAGGGAAGACGAAGACGAUCAGCACCCUCCUGUUGUCCAUGAUGGUCAAGAACCACAGAACGCUGACCUGCGCUCCGACCAACACUGCGGUGGUGGAGGUGGCUUCUCGGAUCCUCAGCCUCAUCGAGGAAUCCUCCGCCGGCGGUGGAAAUGGCUGCUUUCUGAGUGAUGUUGUGCUGUUCGGAAACGAGGACCGGAUGAACGUCGACCAGGACCUCACGAAGAUCUUCCUGGAGAAGCGUGUUCGCCGUCUCCAGAAGUGCUUGAUGCCAAGUUCAGGGUGGACCAGUUGCCUGAGCUCCAUGGUACGGAUUCUCGAGGAACCUUUGGUUCAGUAUGCUUCCUACGUUGAGGAGACUAAAAGGCUGAUCGAGGAACUUGCCAAGAAGGAAAAGGAGGAACUUGCGAAGAAGAAGGCGAAGAACAAAGUGGUGGAGGUGAAGGAGGAUCUUACUAAGAAGGAAGCAGAUAAGAAGAGCAUAAAGAUACAGUCGUUCAAAGAAUAUUUCAUGAGUAGCUACAAACGAAUCGAGGAUGAUCUGCGCACCUGCAUCGAUACUUUCUGCGACGAUCUCCCAAGAUCCGCCACAUCUAGACAGAAUUUCCGUUGCAUGACGGAGGUUCUGCACCUGCUUACAGACUUUGGGAAACAAGUGCAGUCCGAACCAGAGAAGCAGCUGCAGACGCUGUUCAGAGAUACGUCGGACGGGAAGAACAGCUGCCUGUUUCAGAGUCUGGUGUCAUACGCGGAAGACAGCGUGCGCUCAGAGCUUAAGCAGGCGAGAGCCCAGUGCAUCGAGAAGCUGAAUUACCUGUCCAACAACUUCGACCUCCCGGACAUUUUCGACAAGCGGUCCAUCGAGGAGUUCUUGCUGCAGAAGAGCAAGAGCGUGCUCUGCACCGCGUCCAGCUCCGCCCGCCUGCACUACCUGCAGAAGGCGGAGCCGUUCGACAUCCUCGUCGUCGACGAGGCGGCGCAGCUCAAGGAGUGCGAGUCGAUGAUACCUCUGCAGAUUCCUGGGAUCCGGCUCGCUGUUCUCAUCGGCGAUGAAUACCAGCUGCCGGCGCUCGUGAAGAGCCAGGUGUGCUAUGAAGCCGACUUCGGGAGGAGCCUGUUCGAGAGGCUGAGUUCGCUGGGGCACCCCAAGCACCUUCUUAAUGUGCAGUACAGGAUGCACCCGGGGAUAAGCAAGUUCCCGGUCUCGAGCUUCUACGGCGGCCAGAUCGACGACGGUGAGAACGUCCUGCGCAGAGACUACGAGCGCAAGCACCUGACCGGCCCGAUGUACGGGUCCUACUCCUUCAUCAACAUCGAAGGUGGAAAGGAGAGCUCCGGCAAGCACGACAAGAGCCUCAUCAACACCAUCGAGGUCGCCGCCGUGACCCGGAUCGUGCAGAGGCUCUUCCGAGAGUCGGUGGAGACGAGGAGGAAGCUGAGCGUGGGCGUGGUGUCGCCGUACAAGGGCCAGGUCCGCGCCAUCCAGGAGAAGCUGGGCAAGACGUACGAGACGCACGGCGGGUUCUCGGUGAAGGUCCGGUCGGUGGACGGGUUCCAGGGCGCCGAGGAGGACAUCAUCAUCUUCUCCACCGUGCGGAGCAACAGCACCGGCUCCGUCGGCUUCCUCAACAACGUGAACCGCACCAACGUGGCGCUCACACGGGCCAAGCACUGUCUGUGGAUCGUGGGGAACGCGACCACGUUGGUGAGCAGCAAGACGGUGUGGCAGAAGAUAGUGGCGGACGCCAAGGAGAGGGGCUGCUUCUUCAACGCCAACGACGACACGGACCUAUCGGGCGCGAUCGUCAAGGCCGUCAUCGAGCUCGAUGAAGUGGAGAGCGCGCUGAGCAUGGAGAUGGGCAACCUCCGCAUCGGCGGGUCACGAAAUCCAAGACAAAGUACGUAUGAAGUUCUGGUCGUCGGCGAGCAGAAGGAAUUACCAGCCAUGUGCUCUGCAAGACGGGCGGAUGACGAGCAUCCACGCAAAUAUCCUAACUGUCGCGUCAAAGCCCACUGGCGCAUCUUAAGCGCCGGGUUUCAGUGA